AUGCCUACGACCAAAAAUCUGACUUCAACCAAACUCGAGUCGUGUCAUAUUUUACGACCGCUAGGGUAUUAUCUAAUCAUUCUCUGGAUAAUGAGUACAUUUUUGAACGGCUCAAUAUUAUACAUAUUCAUACGAUAUAAGAAAAUACGACAAACAUCAACAAACAUAUUUAUUGGUGGUUUAAUAUUAGUAGAUUUUAUUGGAGGUUGUUUUGAAAUACCUUUACCAGCUAUUGCACUGAUUAAUUGCAAAUGGAUUUUUGCAUAUGUUGGCUGUGUAUUUGAAGCAAUGAUAGCUUACUUUGCUGGAUGUUCAAAUAUGUAUAUGCUAUGUUUACUUUCUAUCGAUAGAUAUUUUGUGGUCUCAAGAUCAUUUGCAACAACAACGAUUACUCCUAAACAAAGUUAUAUUCUUAUUUUUUGUGCAUAUUUAGUAGCUUUCCUAUGGACACUGAUGCCAUUAUUUGGUUGGUCUACAUACGACUAUGAAGGCAUUGGUGCGUCGUGUAGUAUCAAAUGGGAAGAUCGAUCAUUGAAUGUCAUUAGUUACAAUAUGACUAUUUUGAUAUUUGUUUAUCUUAUACCAGUUCUUAUCAUGAUAAUAGCCAAUGUUAAUGUAAUUCAAAUAAUUCGUGAACGUCGUCGAAAUACGGCUAUGAAUUUCAGUAACACUCACAUUCGACAUCAGUUGUUAAUUGAACGUCGUGUUGCUCAUACGAUUGGUCUCAUCAUUGGCGGUUUCCUUUUGGCUUGGACUCCAUAUGCGAUCACUGUUGUUGUUCGGAUGUUUGUCGAGGAGAACUCUUUUCCACCUAUCUUCGGUACAAUACCAGCUCUAUUUGCUAAAACAAGUGUUGUAUGGAAUCCGUUGAUCUAUGUCAUGCGUAAUGGCAAUUUUCGGCAUUUAGUUCCGUUCUUCGCGUAUCGUCGUAUCGGUCGAAAGCAGAGAUCGCCUGAUCAAGUUAAUUUCUCUGUAUAUCCGUAUUCUGCUGUUCAACUGCCGUUAACUAUUCCAACUCGUACCGGUGAUUCAUAA
This is a messenger RNA of Adineta ricciae, 1035 nucleotides long. The record is from the annotation of a GenBank genome assembly. Lineage: Eukaryota; Metazoa; Rotifera; Eurotatoria; Adinetida; Adinetidae.